Messenger RNA from Purpureocillium takamizusanense, 3023 nucleotides. RefSeq names its product Ornithine aminotransferase (gene CAR2). Lineage: Eukaryota; Fungi; Ascomycota; Sordariomycetes; Hypocreales; Ophiocordycipitaceae. The record is from RefSeq and is a predicted model, not a curated record. The coding region runs from base 1328 to 2659 and encodes 443 amino acids. Gene Ontology annotation, molecular function: pyridoxal phosphate binding; identical protein binding; L-ornithine transaminase activity. The transcript has 5 exons. Gene Ontology annotation, cellular component: cytoplasm.
GGACCACCGGCUUUCGAACGCUGGAAGCCAUCCGGCUGGUCCAUCUCGCCGGUCGAGUCGCCACCCUCCUGCUCAGCCCUCGCCCAACGCCUGGGAGGGACAACUGGGGCCAGAUCACGCCAGCGGCGCCCGGGGUCGGCACCUGUCAUCGGUCAGCGGUGCGAUGCUCUACGCGCUCACCACAGCGGCGGCGUGGCUCGUGGCCGGGGCGGCGGCAUCGACGCCAUGUUACAGGAGUGGAGGUUCGGAGGGCGCCCUUGCGGUCGCGGCACGCCUUGCAACGGAACGGAAGGCGAGAGCGAGCGAGCGAGUGAGCGCAUCGCCCGCCGCCGCCGCAGGCAUGGAUCACCAUCCAUGUCGCCAGACUGCCUGCUUGCAACUGCUGCACGUAUGACGACCCGCCCCUCGGGUGCCCGCCAGCUGUGGUUGGCGGGGGCGCUGCGUCGCAUCCCGCCUCGCUGACGCAUCACAGAGCCGCCCUUGUCCAACAGCGUCGGCUGCCACUACAGAUUGGCGACGGGCGACGAACGUUGGGCACGCGAGGGGUACUGCAGUGGGGGAGGAAGUGGUGGUGGUGGAUGACUUCAUCAUCACGUCCUUCCAAGGAUGACGGCGGCAUCGCCAGAUUGCAUCUCACGACGGCCUCGGCCGGCAGGUACGUAAUGGUGGGCGCGCCAUUGGCCACGCUGGUCAUGUGAGCCCUGUUCUCUCACAACACCAGCGACGCCGCCCACGACGUGAUGGAUGGCGGCCCCGAGACGGAUCCAGUGACGGGUGGUGUCUGUGUGGAGCUCGAGCCGAUGCAUCGCUGGCCUCGCCCACCCGCCCGUCCGUACUGUACCAAGUACUAACUACUAGACACCACCAGCAUCCCUGCGCCAAGGUGCAGUGGCACCGCGGGCGUUCAUCUACAACCAACGCUUUCGCGACGCCGGGCCCUCCGCUGUGCGUCCACUUGCACUUAGGGGUAUAGCGGCGGACAAACUUCGUCGAACGAGUUUUCCGUCGCCAGGUAUAAAUGGGGAGCCACCGUGGACGGGCAUUCCCUCGCCUGAGACGACUCCUCUUCUCUUUCCACCUUUUUUUCCUCGUUCCCACGCGUCCAACAGUCACUCCAUCUGAAGCGGCUGUUCCUAGAUCUCUUCCAGAAGCAUUUAAUUGCCCAAACAAGCAACUGCCUAGCCAGACAGCAGCCUGAGCUGACUAAGCAGCUUUCCUGCAAUCGCCAACGUAUACCGCCUCUUCAACGGGCCCAAUUGUACCGGCCCAGAACCGAGUCGCCAGAAACUGGACUCAUUCAAGAAGAAGACCUUCCCCAUCUCCCACAAUGGCCCCCCACGCCAACGACGUCGCCGCCCGUAACGGCGUCACCUCGCGCUUCCACGCCGCCUCGACUGAGGCCGCCAUCAAGUCGGAGAACGAGCACGCCGCCCACAACUACCACCCCCUGCCUGUCGUCUUCGCCAAGGCCCAGGGCGUCCACGUCUGGGACCCCGAGGGCCGCCAGUACCUCGACUUCCUCUCCGCCUACAGCGCUGUCAACCAAGGCCACUGCCACCCCGAGCUCGUCAAGGCCCUGACGGAGCAGGCCAGCCGCCUGACUCUGAGCUCCCGCGCCUUCUACAACGAUGUGUUCCCCAAGUGGGCGGAGAAGAUCCGCGAGGUCUUUGGCUACGAGAUGGUUCUGCCCAUGAACACGGGCGUCGAGGCUACCGAGACCGCCGUCAAGAUUGCUCGCAAGUGGGCCUACAAGGUCAAGGGCGUUGAGCCGGGCAAGGCCCUCGUUUUUUGCGUCACCAACAACUUCCACGGCCGAUCCAUGACCGCCAUUACCCUGUCGACCGACCCCGAAUCCAAGGACAACUACGGCCCGUAUGUCCCCAACAUCGGUGCUUCCAACCCUUCCAGUGGCAAGCCCAUUCGCUUCGGCAACGUCGCCGACCUCGAGGAGGUGCUGGAAGUCCAUGGCAAGAAUACCGCCGCCUUCCUCGUCGAGCCCAUUCAGGGUGAGGCCGGCGUGGUGGUCCCCGACAAGGACUACCUCAAGAAGGUCCAUGAGCUGUGCAAGAAGCACCAGGUGCUUCUUAUCUGUGACGAGAUCCAGACUGGCAUUGGCCGCACGGGCCGCAUGCUGUGCUCCGAGUGGUCUGGCAUCAAGCCUGACAUGGUGACCCUGGGUAAGGCCAUCUCGGGUGGCAUGUACCCCGUUAGCGCCGUCAUGAGCAGCAAGGAGGUGAUGCUGGUGAUCGAGCCCGGCACGCACGGCUCCACGUACGGCGGCAACCCUCUCGGCUGCGCCGUCUCCAUCCGCGCCCUGGAGCUGGUGCAGGAGGAGAACAUGAUUGCCAACGCCGAGCGGCUGGGUAACAUAUUCCGCGAGAGCCUGGCGGCGCUCAAGUCGCCAAUCAUCAAGGCGAUCCGCGGCAUGGGUCUCUUGAACGCCAUCGUCAUUGACGAGGCUGCGGCGUCGGGUCGCACGGCCUGGGACCUGUGCAUCCUGCUCAAGAACAAGGGCCUGCUGGCCAAGCCGACUCACGGCGACAUCAUUCGGUUCGCGCCUCCCCUGGUCAUCACGGAGACGGAGCUGCGCAAGGGCAUCUCCAUCAUCACCGAGGCCAUCAAGGAGCUGCCGACGGUGAAGAAGGCCGCGGGCCACUAAAGGACGACCUCGGAAGGUCGGAUCCGGACACACGUGAGCGCACGUGAGCACAAGAUCCGGGAUGUGAUGAUGAAUGACAACCGAUACUUCGUACACACACAAGACAGCGUUUUCGUCGUAACACAGAUACCCCUGGGAAUAUUGGGCUGGUCGGCCUCAUGUGCUACCGGGCACUUUGCACCGGCGCAACGGAGCAAACGAGACAUGGGAAAUUUGAUAGAACAGGUUGGGUCGAGGAGGCGGGUUAGGAAAGAGAGGCGGCCGCGUACGCGGCUGGUUGAUUUUCCUGACGUCUGCUGGACUCUGGUCUAUGGGCGCAGUAUAGCACAGUAGCACCAGAUGAAAUGGAAUUUAAAGAAUGGAA